Messenger RNA from Arctia plantaginis, 1008 nucleotides. Lineage: Eukaryota; Metazoa; Arthropoda; Insecta; Lepidoptera; Erebidae. The record is from the annotation of a GenBank genome assembly.
AUGGAUAUUAGUAACAAAAUAGUGCCACCACAUCUGAACGCUGAGAUUUACAGAACAGAUACUACCGGCACAAGCACGCUUUCGUAUUUAGAUUUUAUUCGUAUUCAUUCAGAUGGCACUGUGUUAGUGGGAUCUUCAGAACUAACAGGACGGUACUGGAAUGGAGGGGCCAGUAUAUAUAAAAAUAUAGAAGACGCACGAAGAAUACAAACAGAAGAAAAACUAGGUAUAUCGUUAAUCAGUGGUACUUCAGAUGGAUGCUUUAUUGAAAAUUCCAAUAAGGUGUUACUAUGUGAGGAUAGUGGAGCCCUGAGUAUAUGGAGUCAUGCAAAUGAGCAAAAUGCUUGGAACCAGUGGAUAGAUGAAGUGUCGGUUGCAGAACAUGAUGAUAUGGCAAUGGGUGUGGAUUGUCUUGAUCCUGGACAUCAUUAUGUUACUGUUGGAGCUGAUGGACAUGCAAAGGUAUGGGAUAUACAAGAUUUGAUCUGCAUAAGGAAUUACUCUGCAGCCCAUAGCUCAAUAAUUUAUGCAGUAUCUGUGAAACCAAAAUCUAGAACGAACUUUGCAACGGGCUCUAUGGACCAAUAUGUGACACUGUGGGAUGAAAAUAUUGAUAAACCGGUACUAGAUUUAUUAAAAAAUGAUUGCUGUGUUCGUUGUUUGGCAUGGAUUAAUGAGCACUGUUUAGUGGCCGGAGAUGAAGCCGGCGUGUUACAUUUUAUAGAUAUAAGAAAUACUGACAGUGUUGUUAAAAUAACAGAAUUUCCUGCUGCGGUACACAAAGUAGCUGUGCAGUCAGAAAGCGAAAAAUUGGCUGUAUGCUGUGAUAAUAAGAUUGUGUCAGUGUGUGAUGUCUCGGAGCCUUCGACAGCGAGUAUCAUAUACCAUGACAGACAUAGGCACAGUAAUUUUGUUAGGGGGUUGGCCUGGGACUUAGAAGAUAAGAAACUUCUCCAUACUGUUGGAUGGAAUGGUGAAAUAAAAUCGCAUCAAAUUGUUUGGGAUUAA